GCAUGCUUUAUUUAUGUAACAACCAGUGUCAACAAAAACUGCCUAAAACGUGUUGGCUAGUUUUCUGAGGAAUUCCCCACGUAGCGUAUGUCCACGCACUGUGUGUGAGUGGGCGUAGGGAAGUGAAUUAUGUUUGUGUAUAUAUAGUAAUCCCCAACGGCAGUCAACAUUACACAGCUCUCACUGGAGGAGUCGAUAUGAAGCUGCCAUCCGUUGUCACAGCCUUUGGAUAUCUGUGUAUGCUGCUUGCAGAUGGAUUUCCAGUUUCUCAGGAUGAAACUCCAAAGAUCAUUUGUCCAAAACAUGAUAAAAUAGAAGCUCAUCCAGGUGAGCGGCUGUUUCUUCACUGUCGAGCAUAUGCAAAUAGUAAAGAUGUGACACUCAUCUACUGGCUCGUCAAUGGCUCUUUCCCUGAAGACCUGCUCAGCAGUGAUAGAAUAGUAGAAUCAGAGAAAUCGACUUCAAAGGAGGGUGCGAUCCUAAAGAGGAGAUUGCUGUUGAAGAAUGUCACGUCAGAGGACUUCAAAUCCACCUUCACCUGUGUGGUGAUUAACGCCGCUGGAAUGAGCCAAAAGAACAUAAUGUUAGUAGAAACAGUUGUUAGUGAUUGUAAAGUAGGAAAGAAGAGAGUAGGAAAGAAGAGAAAACACUGAAUGUCAAUACAGUAAAAAGUGGAAUGCUCUGAGCCACAUUUCACUUGUCUUGCACACUAACUCAUAUUUCACAAGUCAAGUCAACUUUAUCUGUGAAUGUACUAUUCUGUGUUAUGCUGUUGGUUGGGAGAACUAUGCCAAAACUAUGCCAAAGACAAGUUGGAUGAAGAAAUGUACAAAACUUUGGGUGCAUUCGGUUCCACAGUCGUACAUCAUUUUCCUUUUGAUGGCUUCCCAUCAGUGAGACCAGUAGUGUUAAAAUGUAAAACGCGACUCCUUCUGAUACCUUGAGGUGAAACCAAACAGAAACUGGAGUAUAUUAUUACGCUCUCCUAAUAUAAAUUCGAUGCAGCAUCCUCUUUACCCAAGGAAACACAACAUCCAGGGGCAACAUUUUAUGUGGAACUGAAUGCACCCUAAAUUAGUCAUUUAGAUGAGUCUACCACACAACGCUGCUAUCUACUGACUGCAGAAUAUAUGGAAUAUUGUUAAUUGCUAAGCUAUUUGCUAUGUUUGUGUAUCAUU
This is a messenger RNA of Sebastes umbrosus (honeycomb rockfish), 1178 nucleotides long. Its product is annotated as interleukin-18-binding protein-like. The record is from RefSeq and is a predicted model, not a curated record. Bases 198 to 653 code for a protein of 151 amino acids. Lineage: Eukaryota; Metazoa; Chordata; Actinopteri; Perciformes; Sebastidae. The transcript has 5 exons.